Leptosomus discolor (cuckoo roller) is the source of this 1488-nucleotide messenger RNA. The record is from RefSeq and is a predicted model, not a curated record. Lineage: Eukaryota; Metazoa; Chordata; Aves; Leptosomiformes; Leptosomidae.
UUGAAGAUUAUGGACCAGACUGUGAUAGCAUGAGGAUAACAGCUUUCUUGGAUAUUCCUGGGCAGGAUAACUUAACUCCUCUGGCUCGUCUAGAAAAAUAUGCCUUCAGUGAUAACAUAUUUAACAGACAAAUUAUUGCCAGAGGUCUUCUGGAUGUCUUUCGAGAUUUCAGUAAUAAUGAGGAAGACUUCCUGACUGUAAUGGAAAUAAUGGUCAGGCUCUCUGAAGAUGCAGAACCAACUGUACGUACAGAGCUGAUGGAACAAAUACCUCCUAUUGCCAUUUUUCUGCAAGAAAGUCGACCAAAAUUCCCAACAGCAUUUUUUGAAUACCUUAUGCCCAUAGUGGUGAGAUACCUCACAGACGUUAACAAUCAGGUUAGAAAGGCAGGUCAAGAAGCACUGCUUAUACUGCUAGAACAAGAUCUUGUUGCUCAGAGUGACAUUGAAAAUAAGGUGUGUCCAAUUCUGUUGGAUCUCUCCGCUCCUGACAGUGACGAUGAGUACAAGGUGGAAGCUGUGAAUAUAAUCUGUAAAAUGGCUUCUAUGUUGAGCAGAACUACAGUUGAGCACAUGCUCCUUCCUCGUUUCUGUGAACUGUGCAGUGAUGGGAAAUUGUUCCAAGUCCGAAAGAUUUGUGCAGCUAAUUUUGGUGACAUUUGUAAUGCAGUUGGGCAAGAAGCCACGGAAAGACUGCUGAUUCCCAAGUUCUUUGAACUCUGUUCUGAUAGCGUUUGGGGAAUGAGGAAAGCUUGUGCUGAGUGCUUUAUGGCAGUGUCUUACACUACAUCCCCAGAAGUUCGCAGAAGCAAACUAUCCCCGCUGUUUAUCAGUCUCAUUAGUGACACUUGCAGAUGGGUUCGUCAGGCUGCUUUUCAGUCUCUUGGCCCAUUUAUUUCUACCUUUGCAAACCCUUCAAGUGCUGGUCUUUACAUUCGAGAAGAUGGGACACUGAGUAUCCGACCAUCAAUGCAAGAUGUGAAUUCCAAUUCCUGUCAGCCAAGCAACAAUAUAACUGUGAUGUCCUCUAGUACAAAUGAUACCUUGUCCAGUUUGGAACAACCAAUGGAAAUCAAACCAGAAUCAUCGAGUGAGGAGACUUCAGCUGAAGUUAAUACAAAGCUCUCCAUGGAGAACCUAAGUAAAGAUACGCGGGAAGAAAGUUCAGCUUAUUGUACCAAUCCUGGAGAAGAUGUGUCUCAGUUGUCUCAGGGUGACAAAGCUGCUGCUGGUGUCAUAGAAGUCACUAAGGACAGCAGUUUUCCUGGAAUGAACUCAAGGCUGCAGUCUGCUGAGGAUGUAUUUAAUACUUUUCUAUACUGGCGCCCUCCUCUGCCUGAUAUAAGUCAGGAUCUGGAGUUGCUUCAAUUCAAGACUGAAAAGCACAAAGAUAGUUGCUCUGUGCCAUGUAAUAACUGUGUUGCUAGUAGUGAAAUAAAAAAAGUUCUGGAAAGCUUACAGGAGCACAUAGAUGAUCCGGAUGUUCAAG